AUGAAAGACCAGCAACUGUACAGCAAGCCCGUGAACUCUCGUGACCUCACGAGCCGUCUUACGCGGAUCAAAAAAUCACACUCGGUCCCCAACGAUGGAGACGCCAUCUCCCGACUCCCUCAAUUCUCCAGAGAGCAGCGAACAGGAACCUCCUCCUCUUCUUCCAGCAUGGACAUCUCACGAUUGCCCAGGUUCAGCAAGUCGACUACUACUUCGACAACUGGAAGCGAUGAUAGCAUCGGCAUCGGUAGACUCCCCGUCAUGCGCACAGAACCUCUCACGCGAACCCACAUGCAGAGCGUUGAGGUUGCACCGGGCGAGUUCUCGAAACCCCGCCUCAAUGGCGCAAGGAAGCGCAGAGCGAAGAGCAGCAGCUCGGCGGGCUCGACCGACGAGUUUCGGUAUUACGGACGCCAUGCGAACAGUUGGCUUUUCAACGACUUCAGCAUCUCAGGCACUGUCAAGAAGGGGUUUGGGAAAGUGUUUUCAGGCCGAGGAGGGGAAGGAGAUGAAGGAAACAAAGAGACUGAGCAGGAUGAGAAGACAGAGAGAUGAUUCCGGUAUCGGCAUUGAAGUCGUGGUACAAUCGCUUAGUCGUGAUCUGAGUCUUUAUUAUGUGCAUGAUCUGUCUGCAACAGUCAGAAGCCGUAAGCACAUGUUAUGGCCAAACAUAGAAUAUAAACCAUGGAAUCAUCU
Molecule: messenger RNA, 696 nt
Organism: Periconia digitata
Lineage: Eukaryota; Fungi; Ascomycota; Dothideomycetes; Pleosporales; Periconiaceae
Source: the annotation of a GenBank genome assembly